This is a messenger RNA of Penicillium crustosum, 255 nucleotides long. RefSeq lists its product as uncharacterized. Bases 1 to 255 code for a protein of 84 amino acids. The record is from RefSeq and is a predicted model, not a curated record. Lineage: Eukaryota; Fungi; Ascomycota; Eurotiomycetes; Eurotiales; Aspergillaceae. The transcript has 3 exons.
AUGUCAAGCCUGGGAGAAGCCAAAGAUGUCGAUUUAUCUGUUGAAGACGAAGUAAGCUCGAGGCGUGGCUAUACAGCUGUUAUCACCAGUUCCAAAGUAUCCAAAAAGGCCAAGCGUAAUGCUUUAGACCUUCUCAAUGAUGAGCUUGACGGGGAUACACCUCGGCAUUACCUUGAUGAGGCUCCGGACCAGAGUAAAGACCAGGAAAAGGCUGAUCGCAAAUCUCAGGACAACACUUUAAGUGAAAGUGACUAG